Messenger RNA from Cyanidioschyzon merolae strain 10D, 1260 nucleotides. RefSeq lists its product as hypothetical. The transcript has a single exon. The record is from RefSeq and is a predicted model, not a curated record. Bases 1 to 1260 code for a protein of 419 amino acids. Lineage: Eukaryota; Rhodophyta; Bangiophyceae; Cyanidiales; Cyanidiaceae.
AUGCCAAGCAGGCGGUACGUUUUCGCCAUGCGGUCGCUCGGCAGGCAACGAGGCGGCACUCUGUUCAAAGAAACCCCAAGCUCGUUGCGGCAGCCAGUUGAACCUGAUAAUCCGUUGCAGUUCGUUAUUAACACGUGUGUUUAUCGCGGAAGCCUCUUCUCGUCGGCGUCUGCACUGAGGUGUUUGCGCGGUCAGCACUCACACGAGGCACAGCGGCGGUGCGGCGUGGCGAAACUGUCGUUGCGGAGCGAGCCGCACAACGAGCAGCGUCCGCUUGCAGUCUCAGAGCAGCGGUGCGUCUUUCGGUGUGGAACGUACCAGAUCAUCGGCGAUCGUCCUAGUGCGGAACAAGGUACAACGUUUCCUGGUGAGGCGUUGCUUCUCUCGGGGUCGACGGACACGGUCUUCGUUUGCGAGGGGAAGGGCGCGGUGGGCCUUGCGGACUGCGGUCACGUUCUCUACGCCACUGAGCGUGGUGUUGUUCGCGCGGCAUUCGCACCGAUUAAGGACACGCGCGAUGUAGAACUGGCGCAUAUGUACACGGCGCAGUACCAUGUGCGCAACAUCUUAGACGGGUUCAUUGAACAGGUGCUUUUUUCUGAAUCGGAGCAAGACACCGCUCGAGGACGAAACUGGCAACCACGCUUCGAACUACUCAGCUGUCUCCGUGAUGCCGUGACGCAUAUGCGGCCGCCCGAAGCAGUGCGUUCGGUGUCGGUGCUGGCGGCAUGUCUCGCAAACAAUGGGAAUCUGCUCUAUGCCGUGCGUACAGGCAAUAUCGGGUUCCUCGUGAUUCGUGAUCAAACAAUUGUGUUCUCGAGCCUCAACGGCAUCGAGGGGAAUCCGGAAACCCAACGCACCAGCAUCACGAUCGAGACGUGUACGGGUGAUGUGGUGCCCAUUUACCUCGACGUGUUCCGACUACGAGCGUACGAUACGGUUAUAUUUGGGACGGAUGGCCUUUUCGAUAAUAUCAGUGAGAGCCAGAUUCUCGCGCUGGUGUGUCCGGUCUCUUCUGCGUAUGAUUCGAAUCUGGCGGUGGCGAAUCGGACCUGCUUGGGCACCUUUACCCACAUAGAUCCAGUGUUGUUAAGCUAUCAACUGGCACAACUCGCACAUAACUUCUCCAGCUGCACCAAUUGCGAUCCUUACAUAUCGGAACGCAUGCCGAGACUUGUUUGUCCUGGGAAGGGUGACGAUGCGAGCGUUAUCGUUGCGCAACUGGAACCCGAAUCCGAACCCGAACCCGAAUCACCUUGA